This is a messenger RNA of Notolabrus celidotus (New Zealand spotty), 2214 nucleotides long. Its product is annotated as fibroblast growth factor receptor 1-A-like. The transcript has 12 exons. Gene Ontology annotation, biological process: positive regulation of cell differentiation; positive regulation of kinase activity; multicellular organism development. Gene Ontology annotation, cellular component: signaling receptor complex. The record is from RefSeq and is a predicted model, not a curated record. Lineage: Eukaryota; Metazoa; Chordata; Actinopteri; Labriformes; Labridae. Bases 1 to 1584 code for a protein of 527 amino acids. Gene Ontology annotation, molecular function: fibroblast growth factor binding; ATP binding; fibroblast growth factor receptor activity.
AUGAUCUGCUUCUCUGUCGUCCGUCAGCCUGAUGUGAAGAACAGCUGGACUGAGCUGGAUCCUCACGGAGGCCUCAGGAAGCAGCUCACUCUCUGCGACGCUCGCUGCUUCUUCACGGCGGGCCUAAACACAGACGGUAACCUGGUGUCUCUUUGUUUUCAGACUGUGGGUUUGAACACCACGGAUAAAGAGAUGGAGGUGUUUACUCUGAGGAACGUGUCUCUGAAGGACUCAGGAGAGUACACCUGCCUGGCGGGGAACUCCAUCGGCGUGUCUCAUCACUCGGCGUGGCUCACCGUCAUCAACGACGAGCCUCCCGCCCCGCUGCCCUCUCAGACCUACCUGGAGAUCUUCAUCUACUGCCUCGGGUUCUUCGUCAUCGUCAUCCUCGCGGCGAUAGGAGUCAUCUGCAGGCUCUGCUGCGCCCCCAAGAAGAGCGACUUCAACAGCCAGUUAGCCGUGCAGAAGCUGGCCAAGAGCAUCCCUCUGAGGAGACAGGUGUCCGUGGAGUCCUCGUUCUCCCUGCAGUCCGGGAUGUGUUUGAUGCGUCAGUCUCGCCUCUCCAGCGCGGCCACCACCAUCCUGACCGGGAUGUCCGAGUACGAGCUCCCUCAUGACCCGGCGUGGGAGCUGUCCCGAGACCGGCUGACGCUGGGGAAGCCUCUGGGUGAGGGAUGCUUCGGUCAGGUGGUUCUGGCUGAGGCCGUCGGGAUCGAUAAAAACAAGCCGACACGUCUGACGAAGGUCGCCGUGAAGAUGCUGAAAGCCGACGCCACAGAGAAGGAUCUGUCCGACCUGAUCUCUGAGAUGGAGAUGAUGAAGAUGAUCGGCAAACACAAGAACAUCAUCAACCUGCUGGGAGCGUGCACGCAGGACGGUCCUCUCUACGUGGUGGUGGAGUACGCCUCUCAGGGGAACCUCAGGGAGUACCUGCGAGCUCGGAGACCUGCGGGGUUGGAGUACUGGAGCGGGUCCAGGCAGGCGUCUCUGGACGGUCUGGAGAUCAGAGAGCUGGUUUCUGCUGCGUACCAGGUGGCCCGAGGGAUGGCGUACCUCGCCUCCAAGAAGUGUAUCCACAGAGACCUGGCCGCCCGUAACGUCCUGGUGACCGAAGACAACGUGAUGAAGAUCGCAGACUUCGGCCUCGCGAGAGACGUCCACCACAUCGACUACUACAAGAAGACCACCAAUGGUCGUCUCCCGGUGAAGUGGAUGGCUCCUGAAGCGUUGUUUGACCGGGUCUACACACACCAGAGCGACGUGUGGUCUUUCGGAGUCCUGCUGUGGGAGAUCUUCACCCUCGGGGGGUCUCCGUACCCCGGCGUCCCCGUGGAGGAGCUCUUCAAGCUGCUGAAGGAGGGACAUCGAAUGGAGAAGCCUUCAGCGUGCACACAGGAGCUGUACCUGAUGAUGAGGGACUGCUGGAACGCCGUCCCGUCACGCAGGCCGACUUUCCUGCAGCUGGUGGAAGAUUUAGACCGGACGCUUUCUCUCAUGGCCAACCAGGAGUACGUGGACCUGUCCGUCCCCCUGGUCCAGUACUCUCAGGUGGAGUCCUCUUCCUCGGAUCAUUCCUCCACAUAGACCUCCUGGGACUUUUCUUCUCUCUCUUCCCGGAUCACUUUGGAUCCUGUAUCUGGGCGGCGGUCCCAGAUGAGAUUUUGGCGCUGGGAUGAUCUGCUUCUCUGUCGUCCGUCAGCCUGAUGUGAAGAACAGCUGGACUGAGCUGGAUCCUCACGGAGGCCUCAGGAAGCAGCUCACUCUCUGCGACGCUCGCUGCUUCUUCACGGCGGGGUUCAUGGACUGAGUUCCCCCGCUGACAGACUGUGAGAGCUGCGUUUGUUUGUGUACAGUGUUUAUAAAGAUGUUGUUUUGUACAUACUGUAAAUAAUAUUUGUGUUUUAUGGAAGAUUUAAAAAAAGGCUGAAUUUAUACUAAAGAAAUAACUGAUUAAAACACAUCCUGACUUCUGUAAUAACGUCAUACAUCAUGAUUUUAUAGAAGUGGUCUUUAAUAAUAAUAAUAUUUUGCACCUUCCUUACGUCUCAGUCAGCUUUGUUUACAGAUCCGAUGUUUCAGACUGACGUCCAGUGUUACAGAACAAGUUUUGCACUUAUCCUCCUCCAGCUGAUUUCAGCCUAACAUGUACAGAAAUGUUUCCAGAUGAAUGUGUAAAAAAAACUGAAUUUAACAGUAUUAAAUCUUUUUAUAAAG